GCACCAGCAAUUGUACGUUGGAUGCCCUUUCUAUGCUUGCCAUUGGUCUUUAAAAUUCAGACAUCGGCCGGUGGCCCACUCCUUUGGUUCUUCCACCUCUCGUUAACUCUCCCACUCUCUCAUUGCUGUCGGAUUCUUUUUCUUUCUUUUUUAUUUUCUUUAUUAUUAUUUUUUUUUCCGGGAAAGAAGAACAAACAGUUUCGAGAAAUUUGGGGGAAUGGCGGGUGACUGUGGAAAAUGGGUGGUGAUGGUGACGGCGCAGACGCCGAUGAACAUGUCGGUGAUAAAGUACUGGGGGAAGAGGGACGAGACACUAAUCCUGCCUGUCAACGAUAGCAUCAGCAUCACGCUUGAUCCGGAUCACCUCUGCACCACAACCACUGUCGCCGUCAGCCCCAACUUUGACCGGGACCGCAUGUGGCUCAACGGCAAGGAAAUUUCCCUUUCUGGAGGCAGGUACCGAAAUUAUCUUAGGGAAAUUCGCAGUCGUGCCACUGAUGUUGAUGACGAUGAAAAUGGCAUCAAAAUUGCAGAGAAGGAUUGGGAAAAGUUGCAUUUACAUAUUGCUUCAUACAACAAUUUCCCUACUGCUGCUGGGUUGGCCUCUUCAGCGGCUGGGUUUGCUUGUCUUGUUUUUGCCCUCGCAAAGCUAAUGAAUUUGAAAGAAGAUCGAAGCAAGCUUUCUACUAUUGCGAGGCAAGGUUCAGGCAGUGCUUGUCGCAGCCUGCAUGGGGGAUUUGUCAAGUGGAUCAUGGGAAAAGAUGAGGAUGGAAAAGACAGUCUUGCAGUUCAACUUGCAGAUGAAAAGCACUGGGAUGAUCUUGUUAUUAUUAUUGCUGUGGUAAGUUCAAGGCAGAAGGAAACAAGUAGCAGCACUGGAAUGCGUGAAACAGUCGAAACUAGUUUGCUUUUAAAACAUAGAGCAAAGGAAGUAGUACCAAAACGCAUUCCACAAAUGGAAGAAGCCAUAAAAAAUCAUGAUUUUGCAUCUUUUGCUCAAUUGACGUGUGCUGAAAGUAACCAGUUUCAUGCUGUUUGCCUGGACACAUCUCCCCCAAUUUUCUACAUGAAUGAUACAUCCCGUAGGAUAAUCAGCGUCGUUGAAAACUGGAAUCGCUAUGAAGGAACGCCUCAGGUGGCAUAUACUUUUGAUGCGGGACCAAAUGCUGUACUGUUUGCCCGUAAUAGAAAGACUGCUAUCCUUUUGCUUCAGAGGCUGCUCUUCUACUUCCCUCCAGAUUCAUUUUUUGGUUUGAACAGUUACAUCGUUGGUGAUAAGUCAAUUCUAAAAGAUGCUGGGAUUGAGGGGAUAAAGGAUGUGGAAGGUUUGCCACCGCCCCCAGAAAUGAAGGAUAGCAUUCCUUCCCAGAAAUACAAGGGGGAUGUUAGUUAUUUCAUCUGCACCAGACCUGGCAGAGGCCCAGUUUUGCUUUCUGAUAAGACUCAGGCUCUUCUCAAUCCCCAAACCGGGCUGCCUAAGUAAGUUUUGAUUGAUUGUUUGUUUUCUUGAGCUUAUCUUAAUUCCUUGUCUCUAUGAGCCUUGGUGGAGUAUUUCAAUCAGACAUCUUCUACAAUGUGCCUGUGCUCAUUGUAAAAUGACUGUCUGAAAGCAUUUGCUAGCUGCUUGUGUUGCUUAUGCCAUGUAAUUGUAAUUUAGUUUUUCUCCUGGAUAAUUUAAUAGGGUUUGUGUUUGGUACUUGAAAAACUAUCAGAAUAUCAUACUUGUGAUCUUUUGAAAAUAUUAUCCAGUUAUGUUGACUGGGCCACUUCCAAUUCUUAAGUUUUAGCAUUGCUUGAACUUGAUCGGUGUUUGUAGUUUGUGAUAUGAAGGGACAAUGCACCCAUGAUGAUCUUGAUGCUACACAUCCAGAAGAUUGGC
Molecule: messenger RNA, 1879 nt
Organism: Corylus avellana
Lineage: Eukaryota; Viridiplantae; Streptophyta; Magnoliopsida; Fagales; Betulaceae
Product: diphosphomevalonate decarboxylase MVD2, peroxisomal
Biological process (GO): isoprenoid biosynthetic process; isopentenyl diphosphate biosynthetic process, mevalonate pathway
Cellular component (GO): cytosol
Molecular function (GO): diphosphomevalonate decarboxylase activity
Source: RefSeq, a predicted model, not a curated record